Molecule: messenger RNA, 3921 nt
Organism: Oppia nitens
Lineage: Eukaryota; Metazoa; Arthropoda; Arachnida; Sarcoptiformes; Oppiidae
Product: SUN domain-containing ossification factor-like
Exons: 7
Coding region: 173-3856 (1227 amino acids)
Biological process (GO): protein folding in endoplasmic reticulum
Cellular component (GO): membrane; cytoplasm
Source: RefSeq, a predicted model, not a curated record
UUACAUUUAUUGAUUUGAUUUGAAGUAAUCGUUAGUUUUAUUGACUGAUUGGGUAUUUUUGUUGUGAUUUUUGUUGUUGUUUUGGCCACUAAUUCAAUGACUGACUUCGGCCGCCAAUUGUUUGUCAUUAGUAGUAAUAAUAAUAAUAAUAAUAAUAAUAAUUGUUUCGGCGAUGACUACAAAAAACAAUUAUUUGUGGUCAACGCAUAACUUGCGGACACUAUUAGUAGUACUAUUGUUGGUUACCGUCGGUGUUGUUACCGAUUGUCAACAACAACAAUGGACAUCGGCAUCGGUGGACACCAUCAGCAGCAACAACAACAAUGUCAAUGAUAGCGGCGGUGAUGGCCAACAACAACAGUCAUCAUCGACAGUAACAGCGGAAACAUUACCGCCGAUAGACUCGACAACGUCCAACACUGGCGGCGGCGGUGUCGAUGACAACACAAACACGACCACUAACACCGAUAACGAUGGCAAAAGUGAUGUUCAAAAAUUAGCCGCCGAUAAUAAUACCGCGGCGGCGUCGGCGACCAACGAGUCGACAAUCAACCGAACAUUAUAUGUGGAACCGUUGGUCAUCAUCCAGGACGACGAUCUGCCGUCGGUGCCGACUCCGGCCACGCCAAACGAAAUGCUGUCAUUCGAGGAGUGGCGCAAAAAGAUUGCCGAAAAGGCUGUCCAACAACAACAACAACAAAGUGGACAACAAAUGAGUGGCCACCAUCUGAAUAACGGUGGCGGCAAUGGCCGACAGCAGCCAAUCGUUGGUGGACACCACCAAUCGUCGGGCCCGCAAUUGGCACCACAACAGCAGCAGCAGCCACAACAGCAACAACAACAAGCGGCACAGUUUGCCGAUCCGGUGGUGGCCAAUCAGAAGCCUACGACAUUGUUGGCCAGAAAACGGACCCGAAAUUUUGCGUCCAACGAAUGCGGCGCCAAAAUAGUGGACAGCAAUCCCGAGUCCGAGUCGGUCAUGAGGAUUUUAAACGAACAAACAGAUGAAUAUAUGUUGAAUCCAUGCAAAGCCAAGAUCUGGUUUGUGGUAGAGCUGUGCGAAACAAUACAACCGAAACACAUUGAAUUAGCUAACUUUGAAUUAUACUCAUCGGUUCCCAAAGAGUUUAACAUACAGGCCAGCGAUCACUAUCCGACCCGCGACUGGUCAUCAUUAGGCACUUUUCAAGCACUAGACGAACGAUCAGUUCAACGUUUUUCCCUCCAGAAUACGGGUUUCGUUAAGUUUAUCAAAAUUGAAUUGUUGUCCCAUUACGGUACCGAACAUUUUUGUCCGCUAAGCGUUGUCCGUACGUUCGGUACAUCACUGUUCGAAGAGGUCGAACGUAUCGAUACCAUUGACGGAGCCGACGCCAAUAUACACGGUGUGGUCAUCAAUGAGGACGAAUCAGAGUCGGCAUUGGCCGAAGAGUUGGUCGGUGGCCAACAGGAAGAUAGUACUAACUUGUUUGGCACAGCCAGAGACGCCGUAUUCAAUAUUGUCCGAAAAGCGGCGCAAGUUAUCAAUGGAAACACUGACGACAACAUUGUUAUCGAUAGCAAAGCCGACGAGUCGUUAAACAAUAAUAGUCAACGAAUGGCCACUGAUUCGUCGUCGUCGUCGUCGGCAACGAUGAAGACUAAUUGCCAACAGUUUUCAUCGGCCGCCUAUCGUCUGUAUCCGAAAGUCGAUAGAUAUCUCGCUAUGUGUUUAGCAAUUGGUGGCAAUUACUCAACUGGUUGUCUGUAUUUGAAAUCAAUAUUCGGCGAUCAUUUAUUCGAGAUUAUGGUCGACCAGUAUCGGUCGCUACACAAUGUGAUGCAAUUGAGUGAUAGCAACGGCGGCACUGGUAGUGGUCGACCGUUUGAGUGCAAUACGAACAGUGAUAAAGAAAAGUCUAGCCGUGCCUUCAUUAACAACGAAUCGAUUAAAGUCGAGUCAAGUUUUUUACCGGAAAACAUUGCCUACGCGUCGUCGAUAGCGCCGACCAGACCAUUGGAUCAGAUGACACCACAGGCCGCUGUCGAGUCAAUGGGCGGCAGCAGUACUACCACUAUCUCAUUGGACAGUCGUAGUAGUAUUGUUGGUAUUAUCGAUACGGAUAAUACGUUUGCAAAGACAAUGCCGUCGUCUACGUCGACAAUUAUGGUCACACAUAGCAGCGACUCGAUGUCGAUAAACGACGACAAAUCUCAGCCUAUUGUCCAGCAAAAUGACGACUCGCCUGCUGUUGUUUCAGUGAAUAAUGUUUCCAAAGAUGAUGUCGUCGGCAGCGGUGGUGAUAUCUCAUCGGAAGUAUUAACAAAUACUAACAAUAAUAAUAAUAAUGAAGAAUUUCCGCCAACUCUACCGGUUGUUGAUAUUCAAAACGAAUCAAUUAUUGCUACAAAACCUGAAUUACCGCAACAACAACAACGGGUUCUUAAUGUGACUCCCGCUGACGCAAAUUUUGGCCACCAACAGCAGUACAAUGGUUAUCCAAAUGGCCAGAUUGUCGGCAAUAUUAAUGGAGCAAACAAUGGCCAAUAUAUUGGCGGCGGACAAUCGAAAGAGUCGGUAAUCAUUCGAUUGUCGAAUCGAAUCAAAUCACUGGAAGUGAAUCUGUCGUUGAGUUCGCAAUAUUUGGAACAACUGUCGCAACGGUAUCGCAAACAGAUGGAAGAAAUGCAGAAAGCAUUCAACCAUACUAUCAGUAAACUCAACGACACUAACAUUAGGGCUACUGAACGGGAUUUAAAACAACAAGAGAUGAUCGCAAUGUUAGACAUGAAACUGAAUACCAUUUCGACGGAGAUGUCGGUACUGUUGAAGGAACGGGAAGAUCUCAACUGGCAUUACAUUGAAAUACAUAUCGCACUGAUGAUGAUAGAGUUGAUUGUAGUCAUAAUGUUUGUCAUUAUUUUGGGCCAUCGGCUGUCCAAACGUAAUGCCGGAGGGUUGGGAUUAACACCAUCACCACCACCACAACAGUUGGAUGCAAUGACAUCAAAUGAUAGUAGUAAUAGUAUAAUACCGGUGCUGCUUACGACACAGUCAACAACAACAACAAACAAGCGCUCGCAUCCCAAUCCUAAUCCCAGUCCAUCGACAUCUCCAGUGCCACCGAAAGCACUCAAAUUUGAUGUCGAUAAUAAUGUCACCGAAUUAGUAUCAAAUACUACUACGACUACUACUACUACUAAAUUAGAGUCCAAUCAGCAGCGGAAGAUAAAGAAAAAGAAGAAAAAGUCGAAAGCAUUGUCCGGUCAAAAUCCGGUCGACUCAAAGUCGUUGCCGGUAUUGUUUACCGCCGGCAUCAGCACCGGUAGCUCUGUUGUUGCUGAACAACAACAACAACCGUUCAAUUGUCAGCUCAUACAAGAUAUUACUAAUAAUCUAAUUGAUAGCAAAUUUGAUGUUUUGAAAUCUCACUCGACAUCUGCACUGACAGAUAAUAUCACUACUACUACUACUACUACUACUACUAUGUCUAGUCAUAAACCUAAUGACCAGUUAUUAUCGGAAAAUAGUAGUAAUCUAUUACUGAACGGAAAGUCUAGUUCCUGUCGAUCGUCGACAACGUCGGGUGUGUCGUCUAAUUCGUCGACAAAUCAAGCGAUGAAAGCAAAUACCGAUUAUUAUUCUAAUAAUAAUGAGAUUACUAUUAAAAGUCAUUUUCUAAACCGAAACAGUAGUACCAAUGGUAGCAAAAAGUCUAUAUUAUCUCGAAGUAAGAGCUCAUCAGAUACUAGUAGUAGUAGUAGUAAUAAAUCGUUGACUUCGAGUAUAAAAAAAUUACUUAAAUUUGAUCGAAAGUUAACCACUAAUACUACUACUAAUAGUAAUAAUAAUAAUACUAAAGAUACUAAUAAUUAGGAGCUUUUUUUAUAUUUUGUUUUAAUUAAUUAUCACUAAUUUUUUUUAAGGACCACUGUUUUUAA